CUCAGAUCCUCAUUGGGGAGAAGAAACUAACGUCCGUGGGCUUGGCGUAGUCUUUGGCUGGAGCAAGGAGUUUGGGUAGCCAGCACAAAGUCACUACAAGGGCUGAUUCUGAAAACCCGGCAGAUCUGUAGCAGAGGAAAGUGAUCAGCCUGAAAACCCUGAAGAUCUGUAGCAGAGGAAAGUGAUCAGCCUGAAAACCCUGAAGAUCUGUAGCAGAGGAAAGUGAUCAGCCUGAAAUCUGUAAUAUCAAAGAUAAGUGAUCAACCUCCUGCCAUGUGACACACGUCUCCUUCACAUGACGCCCUGCUCUGCUUGCAGAAUGCCGGCCGGUUGGUCGGACACCCAAUCUCCUCUGAGGGAAUGUUAACCACACAUCGCUGUGCGAAGGCACUGCAGCUCACCCUCGCGGUGAUCAAGCCAGAUGCGAUGGCGCAUCCUCUCAUCUUAGAGGCCCUUCACCAGAGAAUCCUGGAGAACAACUUCAUCAUUGUCAGGUCCAAAGACCUGGUGUGGAGGAGACAGGACUCUGAGAAGUUCUACUCUGAACAUGCAGGACGGUUCUUCUACCAAAGACUGGUUGAGUUCAUGUCCAGUGGUCCGAUGCGGGCGUACGUCCUGGCUAGAGAGGACGCCAUCACCCACUGGAGAGAACUGAUGGGUCCUACCAAGGUGUUCAGGGCCCACUACACAUCGCCCUUAAGCAUCAGAGCCCAGUACGGACUCACUGACACCAGGAAUACCACACACGGCUCUGAUUCGGCAGAAUCGGCACGCAGGGAGAUCAGUUUCUUCUUCCCAGACUUCAGUCAGGAGACGUGGAUGGAGAGCGAGGAGCCGGGGUUCAGGAAGGGACGCAUGGAGUACGACCAGAAGAAACAGAUACACACGUUACCAGUUCACAGCUAACUGCUGAUCUAAGUACAUAUUUAAACAAAGAAGUGACUGGACCAUGGCCUGUAUUCAUAAAGCUGAAAGUGUAUGUAUGUAUGUGUGUGUGUAUAUAUAUGUGUAUAUAUAUGUGUAUGUGUG
Messenger RNA from Coregonus clupeaformis (lake whitefish), 1029 nucleotides. It is a transcript of the gene nme6, whose product is annotated as NME/NM23 nucleoside diphosphate kinase 6. Gene Ontology annotation, molecular function: nucleoside diphosphate kinase activity. Bases 361 to 906 code for a protein of 181 amino acids. The transcript is spliced from 7 exons. Gene Ontology annotation, biological process: CTP biosynthetic process; UTP biosynthetic process; GTP biosynthetic process. NCBI's taxonomy places the organism in Eukaryota, Metazoa, Chordata, Actinopteri, Salmoniformes, Salmonidae. The record is from RefSeq and is a predicted model, not a curated record.